Molecule: messenger RNA, 912 nt
Organism: Aspergillus steynii IBT 23096
Lineage: Eukaryota; Fungi; Ascomycota; Eurotiomycetes; Eurotiales; Aspergillaceae
Product: Zn(II)2Cys6 transcription factor domain-containing protein
Exons: 4
Coding region: 34-822 (262 amino acids)
Biological process (GO): regulation of DNA-templated transcription
Molecular function (GO): zinc ion binding; DNA-binding transcription factor activity, RNA polymerase II-specific
Source: RefSeq, a predicted model, not a curated record
CUCAUGUGCGUCAAAUAUUCCAAUUGAAUACCAAUGUCUCCUUCUAAGACCCCCAGACCAUCUCGUAUCACGAUAGCCUGCAACUCUUGUCGUACGCGGAAGCAGAAGUGUAGUGGGAAAAGGCCUGUGUGCACGCAAUGCUCUCAGCACAAUCGGAGGUGUGACUGGCCUGAGCAGCUCAAGCGUGGACCUGCAAAAGGGUACAUCGAAGUGCUGGAGCACAGGUUGCACGAGACAGAGAAUGCGCUGUUAAUGGUAUUAUCUCGGAUUUCCGAUGAGCAAUUCCUGAGCGUCUCCGAGCGAGAUCAAUCGAAUUACUUGCCAUCUCCCCGACAGGAGAAAAAGGGAACAGAGUACUGGAAGGAGUUCCCUUUAGAUACGGCAGACAACAUACGAAGAUGGCAAUAUGACAAUCAUGACAAUGGACCGACGGAGUCAAGCAACGGGGAGCAGAACUCGAGGUCAAGAACGGCUGAUAACCGUGCCACGGUCGCACCGUCCGAUAUGAGCAGUCCGAAAACAACUUCUGGUCUAAAUAUUCGAAGAGGUAUAUUUAUUCCAGAGUCCAUUUCGAAUCCACGUCAAAGAUCUUUUCUUACAGGUACACACAACACUCCCCGACCGGCCUGGAAUAUGCCUCCGACCCUCCCGACAGGGCAAAGAGGCAACGGAGAAUCAAGUCAACCUACCACCCCUGUUUUUCAGCAAAAUGGGUCCCUCCUAAAGACUCACGAACAAUUUUCUGCCUCCGAUACGCCGCGUGAACCAAGCCAGUGGAGUGAAGCGCCGUCGUUCAAGUUCCAGGAGCAGUUCCUUUGGUAGGGGGCAUACUGCGGCGUCUAGUUUGGAUACUCAAAGGCAAAUGAUCCUUGGAAAACCAUGAACUGGAAUUCACGCCCAGACGCCAAAGAA